AUGGACACAGCAGGAAACUUCGACUCUCGGGAGACUCUAGGAUGUGGCAUUAGUGUCUUUGCUCUUAGUACUUUGCUGAGCUCGGUGCAAAUUUAUCAGCUGGAAAAUGAUAUCGGAAUGGACAACCUUCUGAACCUCCAGAUUUUCAAUGGGAAUGGCCAGCUCUCUCUCGAUGUAAGAGAUGAGAAACCUUUUCAGCACCUGCUGAUCCUGGUGACGGAUCAGUCUAAUGGAAACUACCCGUACGGCAGUGAAGGAGGAAAGGAGCUCCUAGACGAGAGGCUGCAGAUUUUCAAUGGGAAUGGCCAGCUCUCUCUCGAUGUAAGAGAUGAGAAACCUUUUCAGCACCUGCUGAUCCUGGUGACGGAUCAGUCUAAUGGAAACUACCCGUACGGCAGUGAAGGAGGAAAGGAGCUCCUAGACGAGAGGCUGCAGAACGCUGGGAAACGGAGAGAACUCAGAGAAGUAAUCGAAGACAUAAAAGAAUGCUUCUCAGAAAUCAGCGGUUUCUUGAUGCCAUAUCCGGGGGAGAAAGCAAGUGGAGAUCCAGAUUUAAAUUGUUUCCUUUCUGACAAAGAAAAUUACUUCAAAGAGCACCUGCAAGAGUUGGUGUCUAAGCUGUUCUCUCCAGAAAAGUUGGUUCCCAAGAGGAUUGCAGGGAGGCAAAUAACUUGCCGGGAACUCUUUCAGUAUUUUAAGUGUUACGUGAGAAUUUAUAACGCUCGAAAGGACAGAGCUGGAUCUGAGAUCAUUUUCGAGGCCACAGCAGACGUCCAACAUCAGAUUGCCUGCGAUAAAGCGACGGAGCAAUACAAGAAACAAAUGGAUAACCUUCUCAAAGGAGCACCAGUCCCGAUUCAUAGGAAGCUGGACGAAUUGCACGCCAAAUACAAAGCAAAAGCAAUUGAUACGUUUUCAAGGUCGAAGAAGCUGGGUGGCAAAGAACUUUUAGGAAGAUACCGAGAUAUUUUGGAAAAGAAUUUGAACGAACUAUACCAGAGAUACAAGAUACAAAGGGAUGCAAGAGAAGAAAAAAGUAUUUCGGAACUCCAGGAAGCCAAGACUUUUGCUUUGGAACAACACAGGCAGAAUAUGGCUGCAUUGAUCCUAAAAAUCCCUAUAGUGACCCAAGAGGAGCUAAUGGAAAAAAGCCAAGAUGUGAAGAAAUCUGUAAUCCAAACCUACCAAAAGAAAAGCGUAACAGUCAACAAAAGCGUUUUCAGCAAUAAGAUGAAGGAGUUGGAGAAGUGCGUGGGUGACGAGUAUAAGAGAUUCAAAGAGUUGAGGCAGUCAAAAGAGAGAAAGGCUGAAAUGGAACUCAUGAAUGCCGUGGAAGAGGCAAUUAGCAAAUAUAGGAAUAUGUUCCCAUUGCCCGGACGAUACUUGAGUGAAGAGGAAUUAAAAGAUAAGCAUCUCGACUAUUAUCGACAAGCAAUGGAAUACUUCUUAGAGACAGGGAAGCGCUAUCCGCACAUUUCGAAGAGAUAUAGGGAAAAGUUGAAAAAGGUCAAAUAA
Darwinula stevensoni is the source of this 1515-nucleotide messenger RNA. NCBI's taxonomy places the organism in Eukaryota, Metazoa, Arthropoda, Ostracoda, Podocopida, Darwinulidae. The record is from the annotation of a GenBank genome assembly.